Messenger RNA from Metschnikowia bicuspidata var. bicuspidata NRRL YB-4993, 806 nucleotides. RefSeq lists its product as uncharacterized. Gene Ontology annotation, cellular component: cytosol; nucleus. Gene Ontology annotation, molecular function: DNA binding. Bases 234 to 593 code for a protein of 119 amino acids. Lineage: Eukaryota; Fungi; Ascomycota; Pichiomycetes; Serinales; Metschnikowiaceae. The transcript has a single exon. The record is from RefSeq and is a predicted model, not a curated record.
UGGUGCACGGGUGUUUGGCUGAAGUCCACGUCAGGCUUACCUAUGGGUAGGUAAUUUGCAAAGUUCGAGGAGGAAGUUUGUGGUAAAAGUCACUGUUUUGUCUUGAUUCCCCCGCAACCAAACAAACGAACGAACAACUUGUGGGUUGUUCGUUUGGAGUAUAUGAUCCACGCACGACCCGCAUAUAUCAUGCAUCGUUAGGAUCCGCCCAUUUCCAGGCAAGCAUCACCAACAUGGACGAGACAGAACUCAACGCAAUCCGUGCUGCCCGCAUGGCAGAACUACAGAAAGGCCAGAACCAAAGCAAUGCCUCGCCGCAAGAGGAACAGAAAUUUUCUGUCCUCUCUCAGGUUCUAGAGCCUAGUGCCCGCGAACGGUUAUCGCGAGUCCGGAUGGUGAGACCAGAGAGAGCCGACCAAGUGGAACAGUAUCUUAUGAAAAUGGUAUCCAUGGGCUCCAUCACCCGGAAGAUUGGUGAAAAGGACAUUGUGGAAAUCCUAGAGUCUGUAUCUAGAGGUGACCAGAAGCAGAGCAAAAUAGUCUUUGAUCGGAGAAACGCUGAUGAUGAUGAUGACGACGACUUUUUCGACUAAAGACCGCAUUCGAACUGCAAAUGCAUCGAGAGGAUAAUGCCUCGUAUUCGGUUUGUUGUUAGUCGUACAUUGUGUUGCGGUUGACAUGUCUUGCCAUAAAUGCGAACAUGCAUCAACAGAUGGCCAUGAGUUCCUGGUCAUGUAGGUAGACUGAAUGAGCGGAAUACAAGGGAUACGGCUUCAUGCCAAACUUUCAAAUAACAUUCGAAGGAG